GUCUGAGGUACGCAGAUAGUGACGUGAAUGUCGGACUGUGGAGAAUGCUCGAGUUAUUUCUCUGGUACCGCAAAUUGGUGCUAUUCCGUGUGGGAGGUGCCGGAAACAAUUCCUACCAUGAACUUACACAACGCCUGGGGCUGGAGGGAGACAUAUCUGAGGCUGACUUGCAACAGAGGCUGGAGGAGAUUAAAGAAUAUUUAAAAAAAGAAAUUAGAAAAGAAAUGAAGAUCAAGGAAGGAGCUGAGAAGCUAAGAGAAGCAUCCACAGAUAAAAAGACCCUCCAGAAUGUAAGUAGCAUUGUCAAGAAGGCCAACACCAAACUUCAAGAGCUGCACCAGGAACUGCAGGAACUCAACGCUUACCUGCUGGUCACAAACACAGGUGCACUAGAUGCAGGAUCUGAACAUGCUGAUGGCAUCAAAUCUCCAGAGAAGGGGGAUAAUCAGCUUGAUCAGAAUGUCAAUCCACGGCUCAAGUCUUUACAGAAACAGAUGGAUAUAGAGCUCAAGGUGAAGAAUGGGGCAGAGAACAUGAUAACAAUGUACAGUACAGGCUCAUCCAGAGACAAAAAAAUGUUAGCUGAAGCCCAGCAAAUGUUAAGUGAUGCCAAAACCAAGAUUGAGAUUAUUCGUAUGCAGAUGCUCAAGGUGGACAGCGCUGAAGUCAACAGUAGAGAUGGCAAGGCUAGUGAAAUUCUAUCCCCACUAGACCUGAGGUUAGAGGAACUUCGACACCACAUCAAAAUAGAGUCUGCUGUAGCAGAAGGUGCCAAAAAUGUUAUUAGAACUUUACAAAACUCCAAAUCUGAAGAUAAAAAAGCGUUACGAGAGGCUCAAACAAGACUAGGGGAUUCAAGUAUGAAAUUAGAUUUGAUGAGAAUGUCUCUUGAAGAAAGACUGAGUGAAAUGGAACCAACCUCUAGUAAAGCUGUAUUGCUCAAAGAAGAAUUAAGUGAACUACUCAACUCAACCUAUGUCACACAGAACAGAUUUACCACCAACACACAACGUAGAAAUUCCAAUUAUUUUAGCAAGCCUGCAGCAUUAACAGGGAAACUGGAAGUCAGGUUGGUUGGUGUUCAGGGUCUUCUAGAAGACAUCCCAGCAAGGCGGAAAGACAAUCUCCAGCUUUUGAUGUCCAGUCCUGGAGAGAGUCGGAGUUUGUUGAGGCGAGGGAGCAGCAAAAUGUAUAAUAUUAAAGAUGAAAUCACAAAUGAAGUUAUGUGUUGUCUAAAGCUAGACAGCCAACAAGUGUCCCAAACUUCUUGGAAACCCUGCAGUCAGCAGUGUUGGGACCAUAGGAGCUCUAUAGACCUUGACAGGUCAAGGGAAUUAGAGAUAGCAAUAUACUGGCGAGAUUGGAGACAGAUGUGUGCUGUCAAGUUUUUAAGGCUUGAAGACUUUCUAGACAACCAAAGGCACGGCAUUACAUUACACAUGGAACCUCAAGGGAUUCUCUUUUGUGAGAUCACUUUCCUGAACCCAACAUUAUCUAGGAAACCAAAGCUACAAAGACAAAGAAAAAUAUUUCCAAAACACAAGGGCAAGAACUUCCUACGGCCCAAUGAAAUGAACAUCAAUGUUGCAACAUGGGGUCGGCUUAUGAAGAGGUCCUUGCCUGCUAAUUGCUCAGACUUGAAUGAAUCACGAAAUCAUCAACAAGAACCAACACCUACUUCCCCAGGCAUAAUGUCCCAGGACCGAGGCCCGCCCAUCUCCCAGAUCAGCUUUGAGCCACCUGAAACAACAAAGAGAGCCAGAGAAACAAAAACAAAAGAGGAGACAGAUCAAGAUGCCAGGAGAGAUAACUUAGUGGCAGAAUUGCCAGCCCCACUCCACCACUCCCACUCAUACUCAUCCCAUCAGAAGAGAACACAUUCGAAUGAGAGAGAAGAUGUCCAGCAAGCACUUUCAAAUUUUGAUUUUCUGGGAGAAUCAACCCCUAACACAUCUUCAGGAGAACUUGAUACAUCAAAUAUACAGUCACCAGAGGUGCCGCACCAGCGUAGACGCACCCCCACCCCUCCACUUCCUCCCACACUUCCACCACCCGCCCCUUCAUUCCUUCCACCAGCUAUUCCAGAGAAAAGACCAGUACCACCAAUACCCCAGUUGGUAAAAGAACCAGAAUUUACAGGGCAGAAAAUGAAAAUGGAUGAUUUCCGUCCAAUCAGUGUACUAGGUAGAGGCCAUUUUGGCAAAGUUUUAUUAUCUCAAUUUAAAAAAACUGGAGAAUAUUAUGCUAUCAAAGCUUUAAAGAAAGGGGACAUAAUUGCAAGAGAUGAAGUGGAGAGCUUAAUGUCAGAGAAACGUAUUUUUGAAGUUAUAAACACCAUGAGGCAUCCAUUCUUAGUCAAUUUAUUUGCAUGUUUUCAAACCUCGGAACAUGUAUGUUUUGUGAUGGAGUACGCUUGUGGUGGGGACCUGAUGAUGCAUAUUCACAAUGAUGUGUUCACUGAGCCACGCACUGUGUUUUACGCUGGCUGUGUGGUUCUGGGCUUACAGUACCUGCAUGAGAACAAAAUUGUUUACAGAGAUUUAAAGUUAGACAACUUGCUGUUAGACUCUGAGGGUUAUCUUAAAAUGGCUGACUUUGGUCUGUGUAAAGAAGGCAUGGGAUUUCAAGACCGCACCAGCACGUUCUGUGGGACACCUGAGUUCUUGGCGCCAGAAGUUUUAACAGAGACAUCCUACUCCAGGGCUGUGGACUGGUGGGGGCUUGGUGUUCUCAUCUAUGAAAUGUUGGUUGGAGAGUCUCCAUUCCCUGGUGAUGAUGAAGAAGAAGUGUUUGACAGCAUAGUUAAUGAGGAGGUUCGCUACCCAAGGUUUCUUUCAACAGAAUCAAUUGCUAUUAUGAGGAGGCUGCUGCGCAGAAAUCCUGAUCGUCGCCUUGGCUCUAGUGAAAGAGAUGCUGAAGAUGUGAAGAAGCAGGCAUUUUUCAGGAAUGUCAACUGGAAUGAUCUCCUAACCAAGAAAGUCAAGCCACCAUUCACUCCCACAGUUAAAAACAUGGAGGAUGUCAGCAACUUUGAUGAAGAGUUCACAUCUGAACGUGCUGUACUGACCCCACCAAAAGACAGGCGACCUUUGAACUCAGCUGACCAGAAGCUAUUCAGAGACUUUGACUAUGUUGCGGAGUGGUGCUGAGAAAGCCAGUUGACAUUUGUAUCUCUCCUCGCACACAUUUAUAUCAGCAUUGAAAUGUAUAUCUUGGUACUUUCUGCAUGGGUCUCUCUUUCUCUACUAAAUUUCCAUAAUAGUAUUUUUUUUCAUGUUUUUAUUUUUUUUCCCCUCGCAAAUUUGAUUGUAUGUCCUUGAUGAAGUUUUUGUUAGUCUUUAACAUUUCUUGGUGGGGGAAAAUAAUUUCUAAACCCCCAUCAACCUCAUUCACUCUCCAUAACAUUCAGGAAUGUGUGUAGUUGUUUCAAGGAUUUAUUGUUAACUUUUGGUUUUAGACUGUACACUGUUAUUUUUUGUUAACUUUCUACUCUUUGUAAGCUCUCAAAUGUUUUUACCUGGUGGAAUGGUACAUUUCAUUCCACAUAGCAAAAGUCUGAUUUUAUGUUAAAUGUUUGGUUUUUUUUUUAAAAUCAUUCCUACACUAGUUAAUGUUUAAUCUGAUCUUUAGUUUCUUGUGGCUUUUGGUCCUAUGCAGCUGGGAAUCAAGUUGUGUAACUCUUUCUUCUUGUAGUCAUUCAAUGAAAUAAAAACUUUUUACUAAUUAUAAGAUGUGGUUUCUACCAUAGUUACCAUGUUGACUUGACACUUAGUGAUGAAAUAUUUGACAUUUAGUGAUGAAAUACUUGACAUUUAGCUGUGAAUUAUUUGACAUUUAGCUGUGAAUUAUUCGACAUUUAGUGGUGGAUUAUUCGACAUAGCCAUUGUAUUAAUUUUAUAUAUUUAAUAAUGGUAUAUCUAAUAUUUACUGAUGGCAUAUCUGUUAUCUAAGUGAGGGAAUGUAAAAAGCUGGUGUAAAGAAAACAUAGGUAUGGAAGCCAGAAUUUCAGUCAAUGUAUUGGCACCCGAAGACAGCAUUAUCAUUUGCUUCAUCUGAUGAGAUAAAUAAUUCACUAACAGGUUGCUUGAUGUUAUUGUUUAGAGCAUUUUUUAAAAUAAAAAAUUGUGGGCCACUACUUUGUCAGUUAAGAGCUGGAAAGUGCAGAGCUAUUUCCCUGUUAGAGGCUAGUACAGAUUUAUGACAUGACUAAAAAAAGUGCAGUUAUCUCCCUGUUAGAGGCUAGUACAGAUUUAUGACAUGACUAAAAAAAAGUGCAGAGUUAGCUCCCUGUUAGAGGCUAGUACAGAUGAAUGACAUGACUAAAAAAAGUGCAGAGUUAGCUCCCUGUUAGAGGCUAGUACAGAUUUAUGACAUGACUAAAAAAAAGUGCAGAGUUAGCUCCCUGUUAGAGGCUAGUACAGAUGAAUGACAUGACGGCUGUAAAUGAUGUGUCUGACAUGACAGAUGCCACGUGUGUUCUGUGUAGGGCAUUUAAAACUUAACCUGUUGUCUCCAGCACUUGUGGGCUGGUGUCAGUACUUCUCUGUUUAGAUAGGCAAAGUCUACUUGGUGACUUCUACAUUUAGCUCAGCAUUGAUGUGGCUAUUUCCCUUUCUGUAGCAGGCUAUAAACCUUUUGUAUUUUACACAGAAUGGGUUAUGAAACACCAGCCUGCUAUUAUUGCAUUAUACUUAGACAAGUCUCUUGUUGGCCCUAAUAACAAAUUUGUACUAGUUCAGUUUUAAUACAGAGUGACUGGACUUGGAAAUGUUGAGUACUUAUUUAUUUAUAUUUCAUCUUUCAUCAUCUAGGAACAAUUCUUUAAGACACAAAUUCAAAGGUGUGGGGGAUUAGAUGUACAUAGGUGUGAAUAUAGGUGUACAUACCUUCAUCUGACAUUCUACCUGAGAUAUUAUGCUCACCUGUGCUACACUGGCUGUAAGAAAGUCAUCUGUUAUCUUGAUGUUUGGCUUAAUCCACAUUACACAUCUCAGUUGCUUGUGUUAAAUCUUGACAUUACUUAUGAAAUAACUUUCAAAUCUUUCUAAACUUUCAUUCAACAAAGCAUUAGUUGUAAAGUGGGUGGGUGGGAGUAUUAAAUAUGUAGGGGGGGGGGUGGAUAGACUUCUAUUACACUAGUCAUUGAUAGGUUUUUGUUUUGUGUUCUUUAGACAAGUUAGGUCUUUGAACUAGAAAGUAGAGACAGCAAACCAAUAUAGACUUCUGAGAAAAAACAAACUUUGUCCAGUGAAAUAGAAUUUAUCUAUAAAAUUUGGGCCACUUGACUAGAAUAUGGCCCUUUGAAGGCCACUAACAGACUCUAGUUACGUUGGCAUGAUAACACCAAUGAUUGUAUAUAAUUUGGUGUAUAAAAUAAUUCUCAUUGAAAUAUUGUAAACUUUUAUUCUUGUAUCAUACAUUGAUUGAAUUUUCACUGUAGAAAUAUGUUUUACUGACUUUACAAUACAUUUUAAACUGAU
Messenger RNA from Physella acuta, 5480 nucleotides. RefSeq names its product serine/threonine-protein kinase N2. Gene Ontology annotation, molecular function: protein serine/threonine kinase activity; ATP binding; small GTPase binding. The record is from RefSeq and is a predicted model, not a curated record. Lineage: Eukaryota; Metazoa; Mollusca; Gastropoda; Physidae. Gene Ontology annotation, biological process: signal transduction; protein phosphorylation.